Messenger RNA from Olea europaea var. sylvestris, 1088 nucleotides. RefSeq lists its product as uncharacterized. The coding region runs from base 66 to 860 and encodes 264 amino acids. Lineage: Eukaryota; Viridiplantae; Streptophyta; Magnoliopsida; Lamiales; Oleaceae. The record is from RefSeq and is a predicted model, not a curated record. The transcript is spliced from 5 exons.
ACAAGAAUUACAUACAAACAUGAACAUCCCAUCAAUGACCGUAAAGAAACCAAAAGAGAGAAGAAAUGAGUUUUCUUGCGGGAAGAUUAGCAAGCACAGAGGGCGCCUAUUUCUUACAAGAAUCCAAACAAGCCGUGACCCGUCUCCUCCAACACCCAAAGAACGCCUCUGCGAUCAUUAAACCGGCAAAUUCAAAUACAAAUACAGUUCUCGUUGACAACAUUAAACCGUCAACGACAGCUGAUGUUCUUCCAGAAGUUUUGAGGCACUCACUGCCUUCCAAGAUUUUCCUUUCACCAAUAUCAUCGUCCUCGGAAAAUUCUUCCAUUUCUAAGGCCUCCAAAUGGGCUCUUCAUUCUGAAAACAAAAAUGUGUCAAAUGUGUCAUCUGAUGCUCUUAAUCCCCUUAGGGCUUAUGUUUCCCUGCCCCAGGUCACUUUUGGCCCCAAAAGGUGGCAGUUACCUAAUUCAGAGAACUCGGUUUUAGCCUCGACUGCUAAUGAUUUGCGGAGUGACAAAUACACCCCUAUCAACCCUGAAAAGCUGAAGGCUGCUGCAGCCGGGCUAUCUCAAAUUGGAUCAGCAUUUGCUGUUGCUACUGCUAUUGUCUUUGGCGGUGCCACCUUGAUGUUUGGGCUAGUAGCAUCCAAAUUGGAGUUGCAUAAUGCUGAUGACAUUCGGACUAAGGGGAAGGACUUUGUUCAACCAAGGAUGGAAAUGAUUAGAGAGCAACUAGGUCCCUUGAGAACUUGGGCCGAAGACAUGACGAAGAAAUGGCAUUUGGAAAGGGAAGAAUCUUUUAAAGAAAAGCCUCUUGUAAAGGAGCUCUCAAGGAUGCUGGGUGCCAAGACCUCGAACUGAAUAUCUUGUAAUAUUAUUGCAACUCUUCAUAUAAUAAUAAUAUAGAGUUUGAUGGACAUUUUUUAUGCUGCACCCGAAGAAGUGUUUUGGGGAGAAAAUAAUAAUUGGUGAUUGACUUGUGUUUUCUGUUAAAUUAACUGUCAUGUAAUUGUACUGGGAGCAUCUGUGAAAUUUUCUGAAGGUGUUAAAAUAGCAAAUGCAGCAUUUUGUAUAAUAGAUUGUAGUACA